AUCGCCUCGGGUCUGAUCGACUGCUACAGUUCAAAGCACUGCUGGCACAAGUACCCGGGCACCCUGGAGCUGCUGGAUAGCCUGCAUGGUCGGCGUGACCUCGUCCUCGGCGUCGUCUCGAACUUUGACGAGCGGCUCGGGAUUGUCCUCGACUCGACUGGGCUGCGCUCGUACUUUGCCUUCGUCCUCACCUCGUACGGUUUUGGGAUCCAGAAACCGAGCCCGGCCAUAUUUCAGGAGGCACUGCGGCUGGCGUCCCUGGGACUGAGCCGGGAGAUCAGGCCCGAGGAGGCCGUGCACGUUGGCGAUCGGCUGGACAACGAUUUUUUGGGGGCACGUGGGGCAGGCUGGAACGCAGUUUUGAUCGAUCGCGACGGCAAGAACGAAGAAGACCAACGGCUCGGCUCGAGAGACGUCGUCGUCGACUUUCGGGGCCUGAAGGAGUACUUUGACCGUUUGUUCGACAAGAAGGCGGUCUGCGACCGGUGAUCGGUCCAAGCACGUUAUUGCUCUCUGUUGGAUCGAGGAGCAAACUUUUUUU
Copidosoma floridanum is the source of this 541-nucleotide messenger RNA. Its product is annotated as rhythmically expressed gene 2 protein-like. The record is from RefSeq and is a predicted model, not a curated record. NCBI's taxonomy places the organism in Eukaryota, Metazoa, Arthropoda, Insecta, Hymenoptera, Encyrtidae.